Brenthis ino (lesser marbled fritillary) is the source of this 477-nucleotide messenger RNA. The record is from the annotation of a GenBank genome assembly. NCBI's taxonomy places the organism in Eukaryota, Metazoa, Arthropoda, Insecta, Lepidoptera, Nymphalidae.
AUGGUUCUGGACACAGAAGACUGGGCUGAUGAGCUCCCACCAGAACAAAUUGCCGUUCUACGCAAAGCGUUUGAUGGCUUCGACCACAACCGCUCGGGCAGUAUCCCCUGCGACUUCGUAGCUGACAUCCUUAGGAUGAUGGGACAGCCCUUCAACAAGAAAAUCCUUGAAGAACUUAUUGAGGAAGUUGACGCUGACAAAUCUGGCCGCCUGGAAUUCGGCGAAUUCGUAACUCUCGCUGCCAAAUUUAUCGUUGAAGAAGACGCCGAGGCAAUGCAGAAAGAACUCAGAGAAGCUUUCAGAUUAUAUGAUAAAGAAGGCAAUGGCUACAUUCCCACAUCGAGCUUGCGCGAGAUCCUGAGGGAGUUGGACGAGCAGCUAACGGAUGACGAGCUGGAUGGCCUCAUUCAGGAAAUCGACACAGACGGCAGCGGCACAGUGGACUUCGAUGAGUUCAUGGAGAUGAUGACCGGAGAA